Molecule: messenger RNA, 495 nt
Organism: Arctia plantaginis
Lineage: Eukaryota; Metazoa; Arthropoda; Insecta; Lepidoptera; Erebidae
Source: the annotation of a GenBank genome assembly
AUGACGCGGCCUUUCGGUAAUAGUGAUAAACGAUUUUCUAUUGACGACGCAUUUGAAGAAGAAACUGAUGAAGCUAUAAAAGUUUACGGUGCUACAGGAGACAGAUCGCCUUUACAGAAUAAAUAUAAAAGUGGAAACGAAUAUCUGGCCAGCAAAACAUACAAAUGCACGGAAGACACAACUUCACGGGACUCAGACUCAUUGAUACAUGAAUAUGUUGAAGCCACAACGUCUAUGUACUGCUGGAACCAUCCAAAAGUCAGAGAGAAUUGGAAAACAGUAUGCGCAGCGGUUGUGUUACUUUUAGUGGGUGUGGGACUUCUUGGCAUGGGGGCGUUCGCUGUUGCCGAACCCGAGAAUGGUCUCCAAGGUGCAGUAUUCUUCGUCGCUGGUAUGAUCUGCUUCGUCCCUGGCGCGUACCACGUCGUCUACAUAUGGUUAGCUGCGCGUGGCCAGCGAGGUUACGAUUUUUACCAUCUCCCUUUGUUUACCUGA